CUUCACAGUCUCAUCCUACAUCUAGAAAUCUCACCUAUUUCAUACUGAAAUUUAUCUCAAUUUCGUUCUCAUCUUUCAAUUACAUCCCUGAGGGGAGAAAAAAGAAACUGAGAACAAUCAUGAGUGCUCCGGUUACAUUCACUGAUGAAUUCAGCAGCCCCGUCCCGGCGCCAAGGAUGUUCAAGGCUUUGAUCCUCGAUGGCGAUAAUCUCAUCCCCAAGCUCCUGCCUCAGGCCAUCAAGAGCGUCGAGCUCGUCCAUGGCGACGGAGGCCCUGGGAGCAUCAAGCAGAUGAACUUCGCCGAAGGCAGUCACAUGAAGUACGUAAAGCACAGAGUCGAUGCACUGGACAAGGAGAAGAUGACGUACAGCUACUCAAUGGUGGAGGGAGGCGAAUAUGCAGACAAGAUCGAGUCGAUCUCUUAUGAAAUCAAGAUGGAGGCAUCUCCUGCUGGGGGCUGUAAGGGCACGAACGUGAGCAAGUACCACCCAAAACCAGGGGUUGUGAUCAACGAGGAGGAGAUCAAAGCCGGGAAAGAGAAGGCCAUGGCCGUCUUCAAGGCCGUGGAGGCUUAUCUCGUGGCCAACCCCGAGGCCUAUGCCUAAAAAGCUUUUGUCUUAUAUUAUCGUCUCUGUUUGAAGCAAGUUUUGCAUCUCUCUCUGUGGAUCCCAUAAGUUAUGCUAAUUAUAAUGGGGUCCUCUAUAUGUGAGAACCCCUUGAUUGAGAGUGCUAAUGGUGUUGCUCGUACAAUAAAGUUUCUCCAAUUCUACUA
Messenger RNA from Syzygium oleosum, 772 nucleotides. Its product is annotated as major strawberry allergen Fra a 1.08-like. Bases 120 to 605 code for a protein of 161 amino acids. Gene Ontology annotation, biological process: abscisic acid-activated signaling pathway; defense response. The record is from RefSeq and is a predicted model, not a curated record. The transcript has 2 exons. Gene Ontology annotation, cellular component: cytoplasm; nucleus. Gene Ontology annotation, molecular function: protein phosphatase inhibitor activity; signaling receptor activity; abscisic acid binding. Lineage: Eukaryota; Viridiplantae; Streptophyta; Magnoliopsida; Myrtales; Myrtaceae.